CUCCUCAACAAUACAAACCUUACAAACCCCUGCGUAUAUACAAACCGACUACAUACAAACCGACUACAUACAGAUACAAUACAAAUACUCAAAACCUCUCAAAAACCCUUACACACUAUUACAUCGGAAUGUCACGCAUCAUCACCACCAAAAAAAUCUUGAACUACAUAUUUCAGUAGCAAUUUCAAAGCACAUGAAGACUGAAACUAUUCCUAGAAAUAGGAGAUCGCGCAGGAGACGCAGUGGAGGAAGUGACUCAGUAGAGAGUACUCUUGAGAAGUGGAAGGAGUACAAUAAACAGCAACAACAACUAAUCAGUGAAGGAGAUGAGGUUGAAGUGAUUCACAAGGUUCCUGCAAAGGGAUCGAAAAAAGGAUGUAUGAAAGGCAAAGGUGGACCACAGAAUUAUGAUUGCAAGUUCAGGGGUGUGAGGCAGAGGAUUUGGGGCAAAUGGGUUGCAGAAAUCCGCAAACCUAUCCAUAGCAAGCGUGUUGGUGAAGAAUCAAACAGGCUUUGGCUUGGAACCUUUUCUACUGCACUUGAAGCUGCUCUUGCUUAUGAUGAAGCAGCAAGGACCAUGUAUGGCCCUAGCGCUCGUUUGAACUUCCCUCACCAUCAUGGCAUAGAAUUAGUAAGUUCUAAUGGAUCAUCUAGUAGUACAGGAUUUGAUCAGAAAUCACCAAGUGGAACCUAUAUAGAUACUUUGAAUGGUGGUGAUGCUGCAAAAGUUGACGGGUUGGAGGGGAAUCUUGAUAUGGGUCUCGAAGAACAACUCAAGUUUUCUGAGGUAAAUGAAUUAUUGGAGAUGGAAUGUGAGGAAGGAAUUCUUCAAGGGCCUUUUAAGUAUGUAAAGGAUGAAGUUGCUGGAGGAAGUGAAGGACUGGAAGGAGAGUUAGAGAAGGUUUUGAAGAACUCUGGUAUAGUUGAAGAGUGUAAUAAUUACAUGCUUGAGGAUUCUAUGUGCAUGGCUGUAAAUAUAGGAGCUGAUUAUAACUCUUGUGAUGCUACUGAACAGGGGAUUAUGGGGAAGAGUGAAGUGGAAAAUUACAAAUCCUGCAAUGAGUUGAGCUGCACAAACCAUUGCUUUGGAUACUUGCAUAAUAUGAUUCCAAACAGUAAUCCUAUGAUACCAAACAGUAAUCCAAAGUAUGAGCAGUUCAGCAAUCUCAAAUCUGAGGCAUCUAUUCCGACAAAAGAUAUGGAGGAAGUACUUGCAGAAAUUCUACAGUUUUGCAAGCAAGUGCUCCAAGGUAAGUAAUGUUCAGUCACAAAUUGGUCAAUUCACAUAAGUAAUAUGAUGUUAGUGAUUGCAAGAAUGAAGCAACCAAUAUAAUUAGGAGAUUCAAAAAAUCAUUCUAUGCAGAGAAGUAAUCAUUUAGUUACGAGUGAUACUUUUGGAUCAAUUGUAAAAGUGUCAGAAAAUGAGACUUUGAAUAUCAAUAAUACUAGAGACUCUAAAUUGCAAGAGAAAAAAAAAUCAUGGAAAUUCAGAGUCUGGGUGUAGCUCUGAAUAGAGUAAGAGGUGUUCUGAUAUUUCACAACAUCUGCAAAAUCCAUCUGGGUGGUUACUUGUCUGAACACCUGUACAAUAUACUGUUUGCCGACAUGGAAGUAGAUCAUGAUUAUAGUUUCUUGUGUGCUUUUCACAUAGGGGGUCUAGCUCCCAAUAUUUGUUUUCCGUAUUUCAUAAUGAUAGAGUUAAUGCGUAAUGUACUUUUAGUUCUCUUUUUUUUUUUUCAUUUCGGUAGGGUUAAUGCGUGAUGUUGUUUUUGUCCCCCAUUAUAAUUAUUCAAAUAAGGCCUAGUUUGUAUCUUUUUGCACAUCUCAAUUACUAUAUAUAGUUAUAUACUGUGUAAGAAC
Molecule: messenger RNA, 1860 nt
Organism: Arachis ipaensis
Lineage: Eukaryota; Viridiplantae; Streptophyta; Magnoliopsida; Fabales; Fabaceae
Biological process (GO): response to stress; positive regulation of DNA-templated transcription
Cellular component (GO): nucleus
Molecular function (GO): transcription cis-regulatory region binding; DNA-binding transcription factor activity
Source: RefSeq, a predicted model, not a curated record